AUGUCAGAGGACAACAUCAUCUUCCUCAAUGACUUGUUGCUUCCUCAUGUCGGAGCCAUUAGCACAUUCAGCCGCCCACGUAUACAGUAUGGUUUUGGAUUGUUGGAUGCCGGGCUGAUGGUGCAGCAGACCACGCUCUUUAACACAGUUUCUCCACAGAGGAAGUGCAUCAAAGAUGUUACACUACAUCCUACCAGGAUCCUCUCUCCAGGGGGCGUGGUCAGUGUUGAUAUAGAAUCAGAUGCCUGUCGUGGGAGGAAGAAUGAGGUCAACACUGUAGAGCACGUCCAGGUGAGAGUGAGCAUUAGCGCGGUGUGUCGCGGUGACCUCUCCAUAAGCCUGGCGUCUCCAGCUGGCACUGUCUCACUGCUGUUGGACAGAAGGCCCAAUGACGCGUCCACUGCCGGCCUGAAGAACUGGACCCUGAUGACGGUGCACUGCUGGGGGGAGCAGCCACAGGGCCUCUGGACCUUUCAGGCCCAGUAUGUCGCAGAGACGGGGAGGAAACACUGUGGAGCUGAGCCACAUAACGACAGUGCUGCUCAUUACCGGAGGGCCGAGACGAGUCACUGUGAUGCUCGCAGCACGAAUUAG
Notothenia coriiceps (black rockcod) is the source of this 594-nucleotide messenger RNA. RefSeq names its product furin-1-like. Gene Ontology annotation, cellular component: Golgi membrane; trans-Golgi network. The transcript is spliced from 5 exons. NCBI's taxonomy places the organism in Eukaryota, Metazoa, Chordata, Actinopteri, Perciformes, Nototheniidae. Bases 1 to 594 code for a protein of 197 amino acids. Gene Ontology annotation, molecular function: serine-type endopeptidase activity. The record is from RefSeq and is a predicted model, not a curated record. Gene Ontology annotation, biological process: protein processing.